AUGGAGGAGCACCUGCCCUGGGAGACCGACGGCCUGCUUCCUCUGGAGAGGCAGCUCCACGAGGCUGCCCGCAGGAACAACAUCGGGAGGAUGAAGGAGCUGAUCAGAAGCAGAGUCAACAUUAGGGCCAGAAACCACGUGGACAGGGUGGCCCUGCACUGGGCCGCAGGUGCAGGGCACGAGCAAGCUGUGCGGCUGCUCCUGGAGCAUGAGGCUGCUGUGGACGAUGAGGAUGCGUUUGGGAUGAAUGCACUGCUCCUGUCUGCCUGGUUUGGCCACUUACAGAUUCUUCAGAUCCUGGUUAACUCGGGGGCCAAGAUCCACUGUGAGAACAAGGACGGCCUAACCUUACUGCACUGCGCAGCCCAGAAAGGCCACGUGCCGGUGCUGGCGUUCAUCAUGGAAGACCUGGAGGACGUGGCCCUGGACCAGGCUGACAAGCUGGGAAGGACAGCAUUUCACCUGGCUGCUGCACACGGGCAGCUGGAGGCUCUGGACUUCCUGGUGGGCUCUGGCUGUGACCACAGCGUCAAAGACAAGGACGGGAACACGGCUCUUCACCUGGCCGCUGGCCGGGGCCACCUGGCUGUGUUGCAGCAACUCGUGGACAUCGGGCUGGACUUGGAGGAGAGGAAUGUGGAGGGUCUGACCGCCCUGCACGCCGCUGCUGAAGGGGUCCACCCCGACUGUGUGCAGCUCCUCCUGGCGGCUGGGAGCAGCGUGAAUGCCCUCACUCAGAAAGAGCAGAGCUGCCUCCAUUAUGCAGCUCUCAGUGGCUCCGAGGACGUGGCCCGGGCCCUCAUCCACUCAGGGGGCUGCACCAACGUGGCUGAUCAUCAGGGAGCCUCUCCAAUGCAUCUCGCUGUGAGGCACAACUUCCCCACCCUGGUUCAGCUCCUCAUCGAUGCUGGCAGUGACCUGGACGCCACCGACAAUAGGCAGCAGACGCCCCUCCACCUUGCCGCAGAGCACGCCAGGCAGGACAUAGCGGAGAUGCUCCUGGUUGCGGGCGUUAACUUAAACCUGAGCGAUAAGCAAGGGAAAACCGCCCUGGCCGUGGCCGCCCGCAGCAACCACAUCAGCCUGGUGGACAUGAUCAUAAAAGCUGACCGCUUCUACCAAUGGGAGAAGGACCACCUCUCACUCGGGGACCCCCGUGACCUCGCUGGGAAGAGGGUGACCUUUAAGCAGGACCAUCGGCAGGAAACGCAGCAGCUUCGCGCUGUGCUGUGGCGACUGGCCUCCAGGUACCUGCGGCCCCACGAGUGGAAGAAGCUCGCGUAUUGCUGGGAGUUCACUGAGGCCCACGUCCAUGCCAUCGAGCAACAGUGGACAGGCACCAAGAGCUUCCAGGAGCACGGCCAUCGGAUGCUGCUCAUCUGGCUGCACGGCGUGACCACGGCGGGUGAGAACCCCAGCAAAGUGCUCUUUGAGGGCCUCGUGGCCAUCGGCAGGAGGGACCUGGCGGAAAGCAUCCGGAGGAAAAUAAACGCCGGCCCGGGCACCCCCAGCAGGUGUACCGCCAUGUGA
This is a messenger RNA of Eptesicus fuscus (big brown bat), 1530 nucleotides long. RefSeq names its product ankyrin repeat and death domain containing 1A (gene ANKDD1A). Bases 1 to 1530 code for a protein of 509 amino acids. Gene Ontology annotation, molecular function: protein binding. Gene Ontology annotation, biological process: signal transduction. NCBI's taxonomy places the organism in Eukaryota, Metazoa, Chordata, Mammalia, Chiroptera, Vespertilionidae. The record is from RefSeq and is a predicted model, not a curated record. The transcript is spliced from 15 exons.